UCAGUCGCCAUUCAGCCACUUGCUCUCGCCCUCGUUCACUCCCAGCAUAUGCCAUGCCCCUGACAGCCGCCGGGCCGAACGCCUCGCUGGAGGAAUUCGCCGCCGCCUGGCCUGAGUCCGAACUCCAGGCCGUUCGGGACUUUGUUGCUCGGGGGUUCUCCUCGUCCAAGAUCCACAAAAGCUACCGCAAGAUCACCUACUUGCCGGCCCCCCGAGCGACCGGGUCGCCGGGCAGGCCCCAGCGCGCUCCAAGCACGCCCCAACCGGUGCUCGAAUCCGAUCGCCCCCCUGGGCCGAACCCAUGCAAGUUUGGCCCGGCCAAUGGCACGUCCCACUGGCGCGCCCGGCCCUCUCCCGCUCCGCCCACCCGGCAACAUCGCCUCCUUCCUAACCCCCUCCCCCCUGCCGAAGACAGACCAGACCAUGGUUGAGGUUCGCAUUCCCCUGGUCAAUGUCGAUUGGUGCCCGGCCUAUGUGUCGGAAAAUAUCCGACGUAUGGAGGCCGGCCGCGUGAAUGCCGCGGGUGAGCUCGUCGUCCGGUCCUCCACCUUCGCCUUCCAAUACCCGAACUAUUUGGCGUGCCUGCGGCAAAUCGACCAGUUGGUCCUGGCCGCGGCGGCGUUGCCCGCUCCGCCGGCCACUCCCCGCCAAGAGCGCGCCGCUGCCCUGCGCGAGGCCUCCAAUGAGAGCCGGAUCCGAGGGAAGAAGCAUCGUUCCGCGACCAAGGACGCUCGCCGCAGCUGACGACACGCCCCGCUCAGGGCGGCGUUCCGUCUCCCCCCGGUCCCCGGCCGGCUUCCGACAUCUCCUUGGGCCUCUCUCUCUCUCUCUCUCUC
Molecule: messenger RNA, 836 nt
Organism: Fonticula alba
Lineage: Eukaryota; Rotosphaerida; Fonticulaceae
Exons: 4
Coding region: 322-744 (140 amino acids)
Biological process (GO): mitochondrial translational termination
Cellular component (GO): mitochondrial large ribosomal subunit
Source: RefSeq, a predicted model, not a curated record